Molecule: messenger RNA, 1302 nt
Organism: Aureobasidium namibiae CBS 147.97
Lineage: Eukaryota; Fungi; Ascomycota; Dothideomycetes; Dothideales; Saccotheciaceae
Exons: 1
Coding region: 1-1302 (433 amino acids)
Source: RefSeq, a predicted model, not a curated record
AUGUCUCUGGAAGAUCUGCCCACCGAGUUGAUCGCCGAGAUAUGUGAGGUCGCCGACAAGGACGCGCUGAUGGCUCUUCGGCUCACUAAGAAAUGCAUCUCAAGAUCGGCGACAAAGAGCUUCUCCGACCAGUUCAUGAGCUCUCUCUCACUCAUCAUGACUACUCCCUGCUUGCAACGACUCAUCGACAUUUGCGAGCAUCCAUUCUUUGGCCCUGGUGUCCGGAGAAUCUUUAUCACUCUCCGUCGCAUGGGUUUGUGCCGCUUCAAAUAUCUUGUGGACAGAUGCCGUUACUUCACUAAGAUUGCUGGGCGCCAGAGUGAGGAAGUCGCGAAAGCACGCCUUGUUUUACGACGCUGCACAGACCGUUUCCAUGAUGAACAAGCGCUGGAGAAGGAGGGCGGAGCGACUGAGUUACUCACGCGGGCGUUCUGUGCAUUAAAAACUUGGGUGUCUGACGUGGAACUGCUCAUCGUGCCUAUUUACGGACCACACGCCGGUGCUAUCUUUUUGGAUAGUAAUAGGUAUGAACCUCACGAUGAGAAUGCGAAAAAUAACAGCCUGACGAGCACACUUCAACCAUGUCUCGAAGCUACCCGCAUCAACAAGAUGGGAUUGUCCAAGUUCGACGUCUCUGUGAGGAAAGGGUGGAACACUGACAAGAAACUGGGCCUGGACCUCAACCUCGACAGCUUCAGCGAGGAGGAAAUGAAGCGCUUCUCUAUGCUGAGAUCCAUCACGUUCGAACUCAGUUGGUCCGUCAGAUACAAGACGAAACGUGCGAUGGCAACUAUUGUCUCACAAGCCUGCGAGCUAGAAGUUCUCCGCCUCUCACACGGUGACGCUUACUGGAGUCGCUAUGAUAAUAUACCCAGACAACUCGAGCUAAGCCGCAAUGCUUUGCAAUCCGUCAAGUCUGAUAGAAUUCAAUCUAUCAGCCUCACAGAGAUCUUGUUCUCGGAGCAGCCGCUUCUCGAGUUUCUUCGCCUCCACCGCAACAGCCUCAGAUCCCUGCGCCUUACUAGCUGUGCACUCCAUCAUGGCUCGUGGUCUGGAGUGAUUAGCUACUUACAGGAAUCACUACCGCAUCCUAGUUCGCUGAAGAUCGAACGUUUGUACGAUAUAGACUCAGACGCGAGAAAAUGUCUAGCCAUCGCUGGCUUCGGAGGAGAAGAAGGAAGAGAAUGUGUGGAGGGGGAAGAAAAAGUACAAGCGGCUCUGUCGGCAAUGAUCGAAAGGCCUCUCGACGACCCCCUGACUCCUCCUGGAGAUGUGCACGACGAUGAGACUCUUGACGAGUGA